Messenger RNA from Anopheles aquasalis, 1455 nucleotides. RefSeq names its product RNA transcription, translation and transport factor protein. Lineage: Eukaryota; Metazoa; Arthropoda; Insecta; Diptera; Culicidae. The record is from RefSeq and is a predicted model, not a curated record.
CUCAAAAGUGUUGCCACAAACAGCGCGUAAUAUCGCGUGCAUACAGAUAACAAUCGAUUUUUAUGAUCUAUCCAACUACUUCUUUCCUCAAACUGGCGGCACGGGGACGUACCAAACUUCGGAAUGCAGCAGGAGCAGACGGCACGUCAGACACGGGACGGCACCGGAAAUGAGGGUGUAUUUUCGCGAAAUGUGUUGUCUUAGACCGAGGAUUACUCUGUUUUCCUGUUCCCUGUGUACGUCUCUGUCUGCUCGUGGCAGGUGGUAAUGAUAACCAAAUUUGCUUAAGUGGAACCGGUGGUCCAAUUUGCAAAACAAGUACAAGGACAGGUUGUGCGGGCAAACAACUAUUUUGGGUUUUAUUGCACCGCAACGGGGGGGGGGGGGGGGGGGCACCGCAUCCAUGUUGCUGAAAUCAGUGCUUUGAUCUGCGUACCAUGGUAGUGUCUUUUAUCAACCGCAUAGAUAACAACGGAAUAGAAGUAGGCUGUUGUAGGUUGUGAAUGGUGUCUGUUGUGUCUGGUUUUGGCUCGACGGAGGCAACGGUUGCCCUGAGUAACGUACAAUUUGAAUUCCAAGCGUUGCAGCAUAUCUUCUAAACGACUGCCAAAAUAAAGACGCCGAAAUCGCCGGUCGUCGACCUUCGGUGUUUUGCAGGUCUGUUUGUGGAAAAAGUGGUGUUUUCUCCAGCACAAAACUAUGUUUGAGCGUUAUUUAAGUGCAUUACAAUAUCCCCGGGUGGGGCAACUAAAUAUUGAUGACCCGAAAGACUUCCGUAGCUUCAUCCUGUGGCUGGAGGAUCAGAAGAUUCGACUGUAUCCCAUCGAAGACCGAGAUCCGCUGCGCAAGAUAAACAAUCAAGAUGAAUGGGACACGGCGUACGAGAAGUACAAAAAGGACAUUCGCCUCCCGGGGCACUUGAAGACGAAACAGGAGAUGCUGGCCUGGUUACUGCUGUACGCCAUCCGGCUGGAGUACACGGACAACGCGGAAAAGUACCGUACGAUUAGUGGAGCCAAAAAGCAGGAGGAAGAAGCGAAGAAGACCACCGUACCGGAAAUCCAAUCAACCAACCCAUUCGAUACGUACGACUUCACGCACGCAGACUUUGAGGAAGGAUCGUGGAAACUCGCCGAACGAUUAGGCAUCACGCACCAUCCGGAUCAUCUGUUGUCACUGCAAGCGGCCGCUAAGGUGGUCACCACAUCGUACAACAAGGAAGCGCUCAAGGAACCAGUCGUUACCGGGCAACCGUUUCCGAUCGAUGAAGGCUACGGAAUGGGAUUCGAAAAGGAGAGCGAUCUAGAGCGGGGAGCUCGUAUCCUGCGACUUUUACAGAUACAGCACGUCCGCAAACUGCAAACCACAAUCAACGAAACGAUUGUGGCCGCACAAAACCUUACGGCCGAUCCGCGAACCGACACGAAGCUGGGUAAGGUAGGGAAUAAACCGUGA